GCUGAUUUUACGAGCAAACUUUCUCAUUCAAGCGUACGCUUUUAAGUUCAGUGGGUGCAAUUCUAAUUUUUUUUUUUUCGCUGAGGUUUUUUUGGAACAAUGGAGAUAGCGUAACAAUCGUAUAAAAGCACUCGGUUGUGAAGUGAAAAAUAAAAUUUACCGUGUGUGUAUUUUGUCGCAUGUUGAAAGCGGGAGAGAGAAAAAAUCAAUUUAUUUGCGAGACUGUGAAGACAUUGAAUGUAUAAACUAAGAUAAAUCCAAUUAAAUAAAUAAGACUCAAUUAAUUAAAAACAAUAAGAAAUAAGAAGAACGACACAGAAAGUAAUUAAAAAUCAUAGAAAUGGAAAAUUCAAAAGAAAAAUUAAGCUUCUCAAGUGUUGAUUACAUUCUUUUUGCAACAAUGAUGCUUUUAUCAUUUCUCAUUGGACUUUACUAUGGAUUCUUUGCGAAAAGAAAGCAAAACACAACAGCUGAAUAUCUCCUCGGCAGCAAGAAGUUGAAGGUGUGGCCAACAGCAAUCAGCUUAACUGCAACCCAUAUCUCCGCAACUACUCUAUUAGGUGUUCCAGCCGAGAUGUAUAAAUACGGUACACAAUAUUGGGCUUGUGCUAUCUCGGGUCUUGUAGUUACAGUCUCCGUGUGUUAUGUGUAUCUACCAGUUUUUCAUGAUAUCGGUGCUGCAUCGUGCUAUGAAUAUCUAGAGCGUCGCUAUAAUCAUCAAGUGCGUCAAAUUGCAAGUUGUCUCUAUUUCAUUUAUGUCGUUAUUCUGAGUCCAUUGCUAUGCUACACACCGGCAUUGGCUUUCUCGCAAGUGUCUGGAAUAAAUUUGCACUAUAUAACACCGAUUUUAGUAUUUGUUUGUGUCUUUUAUACAACCUUUGGUGGCAUACGUGCUGUUGUAUGGACAGAUACACUGCAAUUUUCAGCUAUGAUUCUCGCCGUAUGUGUCGUUAUGGUAUUGGGAACAAAGGAAGUUGGUGGGAUUAAAAAUGUAUUUACAAUAGCAAACGAUGGUGGUCGUUUAAUUUGGUUCAAUAUCGAUCCAAAUCCCUUCUUAAGAAGUACAUUCUGGAUGGUUUCAAUUGGAUUGACGUCAAUGUGGAUUUCAAAUGUUGGCAUAACACCGGAAUGUGUUCAACGAUUUGUUGCCAUACCCGACAUCAAAGAUUCACAAAAGGUUGUUUGGAUUUUCGGAAUUGGACAUAUAUUCAUCAAACUCUUCUCCGUCUACAAUGGACUAUUGAUCUUUGCCAAAUAUUCACUCGCAAAAUGUGAUCCGAUUUUCGAUGGCGUUGUAAAGAAAUAUGACCAAAUAUUUCCAUACUAUGUUAUGGAUGUUGGAAGAAAAAUCCCCGGUUUGCCUGGUCUAUUUAUCGUCGGUGCAUUGAGUGCCGCAUUAAGUUCAAUGUCAUCAUGUCUCAAUUCUCUUUCGGGUACCACAUAUGAGGAUUUUAUUCGACCAUAUUUUCCAAAUGCCACAGAGAAGCAAGCCAGCACAUCGAUGAAAAUUAUAACAUUCUUAAUCGGAUGUAUCUGCUUCAUACUCGUUUUUGUUGUGGAGCAUUUAGGUGGUGUCUUUAGUAUUGGAAUUGCAUUUUCUGGUAUCACAUCGGGAACACUCUUGGGAUUAUUUACAAUGGGAAUGGUCUCAAGACGAUUCAAUACAACAGGUGCAUUGUGGGGAUCAGUAAUAUCAUUAGUUGUGGUUAGUUUUAUAAUGAUUGGGGCACAAAUCAAUAUCUAUAAAGGAAAUCUACAAUACGAGUCAUUGCCAUUCAAUGUCGAACAAUGCACACAAAUGCUACAGCAAUCAAAUGUGACUAAUAGUAUGAUGAACUCAACAAUUGCAACAAAGACUCAUUAUUGUGAGAACGAGAACUUCAACAAUGAAUCAGUUCAUUGGAUAUUUCGUAUUAACUACAUGUACUAUAGUUUAAUUGGCACAAUUCUCGUUGCUGUUUGCGGAUAUCCGAUAUCAAUACUAACUGGUGGUGUGAAAGAUCUUGAUGAGAAUCUACUUGCACCAAUGUUCCGACAGAAAAAAAAGCCAGAUGAGAAAGUUCCAAUUGAAAUGAAAUUUAUUGAGUAUGGUGAUGAAAUUGAGAAGCUGAAGGACAAAAAAUAUUAUGAUUGAAUGUAUUGUUGAUAUAAUUAGUGUUAUUAUGAUAUGUUUAAGUAUGAUCAUGAUUGUGAAAUUUUAUACUCAUUAAAUGGGCAAUUGAUUUUGUGAUUUAUGACAUGAAUAAAGUGAUGAUUGUAUAAAUAUUCA
Molecule: messenger RNA, 2269 nt
Organism: Chironomus riparius
Lineage: Eukaryota; Metazoa; Arthropoda; Insecta; Diptera; Chironomidae
Source: the annotation of a GenBank genome assembly